Messenger RNA from Aureobasidium namibiae CBS 147.97, 6168 nucleotides. RefSeq names its product nonribosomal peptide synthase SidD. Bases 1 to 6168 code for a protein of 2055 amino acids. Lineage: Eukaryota; Fungi; Ascomycota; Dothideomycetes; Dothideales; Saccotheciaceae. Gene Ontology annotation, molecular function: phosphopantetheine binding; catalytic activity. The transcript is spliced from 2 exons. The record is from RefSeq and is a predicted model, not a curated record. Gene Ontology annotation, biological process: amino acid activation for nonribosomal peptide biosynthetic process; secondary metabolite biosynthetic process. Gene Ontology annotation, cellular component: cytoplasm.
AUGACAGAUCCUAAUCAGGGAGUCGCAUCAGGAAAUGCUGUCUCCAGUUAUAACAUUCACAAUCUUGCUUGUCAAUCACGUUCCACACCAAGCGGCAUGAGAGAAGAUAUCGUACUCGCAUCAUGGCUGAUUGUGCUCCUGCGGACUCGGGAAGGAGAGCGCGUCUCGUUUGAUUGGACAUAUCAGAAUUCAUCAAAUGCACCGGAGCAAACUCCAAGACACUUUUCCAUGGAGGAUGUCAUGAACGGAUUGGGAGACUCGGUUGGCAAUGUCACCAAGACUAUCUCGAGCCAGAUCUCGAGAUUAGAUUCUGGUGAAAACUAUUCUGAGGCUGUCUCGAUACUUCUGAGCACUAGCGUUCUAUCACAACAAUCUGAGGACUCAACAGGGACACUCCAUCUCAGGGUACACUUCAUUGACGGAAAGCUCCAUAUCCAGCCAGCUUUCCGCAGCAAAGAUUUACUGGACAAUGAGGUGACCAGAUACAUCAGAUCAUUAGCAGAUACCAUUCGGCUCUGCAUCUCGGAACUAGAGAUUACAAUCCAGGACGCGUUACGACCAACACCAAGUGAUCUGGACGAGAUUUGGGAGUACAACAAUGAAUUACCUCCUACAUACGACUUUUGUAUGCACGACAUGGUAUCUGAGCGAGCACAUCAAUUCCCUGACAAAGUUGCCAUUGAUUCUUGGGACGGCACUCUGACUUUUGGGCAAAUCGAUCAAUAUUCUACUUUCAUGGCACAGUCUCUGAUAGCAGAGGGCGUACGAUCGCACGAUAUUGUGCCAUUGUGCUUUGAGAAGUCGCGCUGGGCGAUCGUUGCUGUGAUGGCUACCAUGAAGGCAGGAGCGACCUUUGCAAUGAUGGACCCUUCUCUUCCGCUUGCUCGACUCCAGAAUAUGGCUGUGCAGAUUAAUGCAAACUUGAUUGUUUCAUCACGAAUUCAGCAUGAAUUUGCGAAAUCCAUCAUGCCGGACGCACCGCAUCUCGUCGUCGAAGAAGACGCCUUCAAGCAAGCACUUCCUGGAAGUCUGAAGAAACUACCCCCUGUCGACCCUGACACUCUAAUGUAUAUCAUCUUCACAUCUGGCAGCACCGGUACACCAAAAGGCGUCACAAUAUCCCACAGAACAUAUACCAGCAGUGCUAUUCCUCGAGCGAAAGCAGUCGGCUAUACGGAAAAGUCUAGAGUUCUCGACUUUGCAUCAUACGCCUUCGAUGUCAGUAUUGACAGCAUGUUUCUGACAGUCGGUAAUGGCGGUUGUCUCUGCAUUCCCUCCGACGAAGACCGUCUGAACGACAUCAACGGUGUUAUAAGAGACAUGAAGAUCAACUAUGCUGGCAUCACACCGUCUAUGGCUCGAAUCUUGGAUCCAGAUGUUAUCAAGUCACUCGACGUACUGGGCCUUGGUGGAGAAGCAGCGUCCGCCAGAGACGUCAACUUCUGGGGUCAAGACACCAGAAUAGUUAUUGGUUAUGGCCCUUGCGAGUGUACCAUCGGAUGCACGAUAAACAGUGAUACCGCCACGGGCAGAGACUACAUUUCCAUCGGUACCGGAAACGGUGCUUGUAUGUGGAUUGUCAACCCUGAUGACCAUGAGCAAUUGAUGCCAGCCGGUGCUGUUGGCGAGUUGCUCGUCGAAGGCCCUAUCGUGGGACAAGGCUAUCUCAACGAUCCUGAGAAAACGGCGACUGUGUUCAUCAACGAUCCUUCCUGGCUUCUCAAAGGACACGAGAAGUAUGCUGGCCGGCGCGGAAGGCUAUAUAAGACUGGAGAUCUCGGAAAGUAUGAUCCUGAUGGCUCUGGUGGUAUCAUUUUUGCUGGACGAAAAGAUACUCAAGUAAAGCUUCGUGGUCAACGUGUCGAGCUGGGCGAAAUCGAGAGUCAGCUUGGCGCUAGACUGCCCUCUGGUACAACAAUUAUCGCUGAAGUCGUUGUACCACAAGGAACAGGCGGUCAGGCUACAUUGGUAGCCUUUGUUGCACCCAGCGCUUCUCAAGGCCACGGUCAAACCAACAUCACUUCCAUCCAGCUUUCUGACGAGUUGCGUGAAGCACUUACGAAAGCCGAUGCAGAGGUGAAGAAGGUUUUGCCCCGUUACAUGGUGCCCACUUCAUACAUUCCAGUCAACCAUAUCCCAGUUCUGAUCUCUGGAAAGACUGAUCGCAAGCAACUCAAGGCUUUUGGUACCACAGUCGAUCUGAGAGACCUGGAUCAGAGUUCUGCUGAUAUCGGCCGUGAGCUUAACGACCGGGAGAAAGGUCUUCAGCAGGCCUGGAGUCAGGUAUUGAAUCUAGACGCUGCAGGAAUUCGCCUUGAAGACAACUUCUUUGCCCUCGGCGGCAAUUCUCUGGCAGCAAUGAGACUGGUAUCAACUUGCAGGGCACAGGGUCUUAUCCUGUCUGUCAUCGACACAUUCGGCAAUCCGAACCUGUCCGCAAUGGCUAGUGUUGUUAAAGCCGGCGACGUACAAACACAGAAGGAACUUCAAGCAUUCUCGACCAUCACGCGAUUGGUCGACGACGCUCGCCUAGAGGCAGCCAAAGCCUGCAAGACUGAUAUCGACAACAUCGAGGAUAUCUACCCAUGCACUCCCACGCAAGAGUCUCUAUUCACUUUUUCGCUUAAAUCGGUCGAGCUAUACCUCGCUCAAAGAGUGGCCUCUAUACCUGAGCAUAUGGAUGUUGAAGCAUUGAAGAAGGCUUGGGAGAAGGUCAUCGCUGCGAACCCCAUCCUCCGUACCCGCGCCGCUCAGCUGGAAGAGCCUGGACUCCAGCAAGUCGUCUUGAAGGAGGGCAUAUCAUGGAGACACGCUACUGAUCUAGACCAAUAUCUCGAGAGCGACAAGAACGAGAGAAUGGACCUUGGUCAGAACCUGGCUCGCUAUGCGAUCGUUGAGUCGUCAGAGACUGACAAGAGAUACAUGGUUUGGAGUGUUCAUCACCUGCUCUAUGAUGGCUGGUCUGAGCCUCUCAUUCUCAAGCAAGUCAGCGAUGCUUUGCAAGGAGAAGCUCUAGAGAUUCCGGCUCGCAUGAGAGACUUUGUCGAAUACGUCCGUGAGACCGAUGAGAGUGCUAUGCAAGACUUUUGGCGACAAGAGUUGAAGGGAGCUGUUGGACCUCAGUUCCCUCGCAUGCCGUCAAGAGACUUCGUACCCACUCCUGAUGCUAUGGUCGAGCGUAUCAUACCCCUCGAGACUGGCGCGGGAUUCCCCUUCACUCUAGCAACACUGAUCCGUGGUGCAUGGGCGCUUGUGGCCUCGCAGUACUCAGGUAGCGAUGACAUUCUGUUUGGCGAGACGUUGACUGGUCGUGAUAUCGCACUUGCUGGCGUUGAGAGCAUUGUUGGUCCACUCAUUGCCACAGUGCCCAUUCGCAUCCGCAUUAACCGAGCAAUCACGCUCGAGUCUUUCCUACAGUCGGUCCAGCAAAGCAUUCUAGCGAGAACUCCCUACCAGCACAUGGGAUGGCAGAAUAUCAGAAAAGUUAGCCAAGACGCUCAACAUGCGUCAGAAGCACCGACUGGUUUGGUCAUCCAGCCUGAACCUGAUUACGUGGGCAACGAUCUUGGCUUCCAGCUGGGAGAUGUUGUUCGUGAAGCACUCCACUUCAAUCCUUACCCUCUCAUGGUAGGAUGCGGCAUUCGAAAGGGCGGCUUUAGAGUAUGUGCCAACUUCGAUAGCAGCCUGACUAAGAUUCCUCAAAUGGAGCGUAUCCUUGCACAGCUCGAAAUUGCUUGUACGCAGUUGACAAGAGACCUUACAAGACGCGUCGAAGAGGUCAGCUGCCUACCGAAGAUAGAGUUGGAUAAUAUCUGGUCUUGGAAUAGAGCUGCACCUCUGGCUUACGACAAGACCUCCCAACGCUUGAGUGCAUUCGCAAACACAGAGCAGGGCAAGACGUAUCCGCCAGCGGCUGUGGGAUGGGUUUGUGAUUCUCGUAACUCGUCUAAUUUGGUGCCCAUCGGCUCUGUUGGUGAACUCUGGCUCGAAGGCAACUUCCUCACUGGCGAUACUGUAGAGUCGCCAGCUUGGCUUCUGGCUGGAAGUCCUUCCCACCCAGGUCGUAAGGGCAAGGUCCAAGCUACAGGCGAUCUGGUUGAGCUACGUGUUGAUGGCAGCAUUGCCUUUGUUGCACGCAAGGAUAAUUUCUUACCAAUUCAAGGCCAUUCGGUCGACUUUGCCGAGCUGGAAGCACAUGUUGCCAGAUACCUACCACCCGCCACUCGUGGUACCACUGCAGUCAGGAAGUCUUCCGCAGACAGCAACCAAGAGAUCGUAGUCUUUGUUGACCAGCGACCAUCUCUCGAGGACAGCGUUGAUGUCCUGACUGAGGAUCACAAAGUACAAGGAUCAGAAGCGACAAUCCGUGCCAGCAUCCCAAUCGAUCUUGCUGUUGCACUAAAAACACUCGACAAAAAUAUCCGCGACACAUUACCCUUAUAUGCCGUACCAUCUGCAUACAUUGUAGUUGACAACCUGUCUACCGACAAGGACGGACAGAUUGACCGCGAGGCACUUCAUAAGUUGGCUUCCAGUAUUCCUUCAGAUACUCUCAAUCAGCUUCAUCAAGGACUUGAGCAAGCUUGGUCGAAGAACGUGGCUCAAGCCAAGCUGACAGUUCCAGAGGACAUUCUCAGGACUGGCUGGGCCAAUAUUCUUCGUGUCGAUGCCGGCAAAAUUGAUGUUGAUGAUAACUUCUUCCGUCUCGGCGGUGACUCUGUCUUGGCUAUGAAGCUUGUCUCCAAACUUCGUUCCCAAGGACAUGCACUGUCAGUUGCUGAUAUCUUCCAGCAUAUGCGCCUGGGCGAUGCUGCCAAGGUGAUGAAACUGGAUGUUGUGUCAAAGGCCAAGAAACAGACGCAGACAUACAAGCCAUUCUCCACGCUGAGUGUUUUGAAUGUCGAGGCCUUUUUGUCUGAGGUUGUUAGACCUCAGCUCGCCAACUCAGAAUGGAUUGUACGCGAUGUGCUUCCUAUGACUGAUACGCAGGUGUUUGAUAUCAAGCAGACUGCCUCAGCACCACGUACCUCUCUGCAAUACACCACUAUGGUCUUCGACAAGGGUAUCGAUAGCGUGAAGCUGCUCGAUGCUUGCAAGCGGCUUGUCAGCACACACAGUAUCCUUCGUACUGUCUUUGUUCAGCACAACUCGGCUUACUACCAAGCUGUGCUGGAGUCGAUCGACGACAUCGUUGUCGGCAAGAAAGUCGAAGGUGACCUCAAACAACAGAUCACGGAAAUCUGCACCGCAGACAUCGAAGAAGAGUUCCCAUUGGGCAGUGCUUUUGCAAAGAUUAUGCACGUAACAGGCAACAACGGGCAAGAGGGCCUUAUCUUCCGUCUCUCGCAUGCUCAAUAUGAUGGCGUAUCAUUGCCUGCACUCCUCACUGGUCUCGAGACUCUGUACAAGGGAGGCAAGAUCAGCAGCGAGCCCUUCGCGACUUACAUCUCCGCAACCUUGGAGCCCUCUCUUGAGAAAAAGUCUUUGACUUACUGGAAAGAUCUCCUCGUCGGCUCUUCUUUGUCAUCAUUGAAAGCUUCUACCCAUGAUACCGACAAAGGUCUCUUCAAGUCGUGUCCUGUCGACAUGUCAACCAAGCCCUCCGACGCAACAACCUCUGCAAUUCUCACCGCAGCAUGGUCGUUAGUCCUCUCUCGCCGUCUACAAACCACCGACAUUGUUUUCGGCGGCGUGACCUCUGGUCGCAACAUGCCCUCUCUCCCUACGGCCGACGCAAUCAUGGGACCCUGCUACAACAUCACUCCCAUCCGUAUCUCCCUCUCUGCGUCUCAAGACAUUGCUUCCCUCCUCCGCAACAUUGCCAUUCAAACCGCGAAUUCUAGCUCCCACGACUUUGUCGGGUACUCCUCCAUCGCUGCCGCUGUAGGUUGGGAUACCGAUGCAUACUUUGGAAGUAUAGUGCAUCAUCAAGGCGAUGAAGAUGAUGUGGAAACCAUGCCCUUUGCUGGUGGAGAAUGUGCGAUUGAUGCGAUAAAGCCACACGGAGAUUCUCCUUCUCCGAUGAAAGUGGUUAGUUUUGUUAAAGGUGGAGAAACACAUGUUGGUGUUGUUGGUAGUGAGAGAGAAGAGAGCUUUGUGGAAAGUGUUUUGGAGGAGUUGGUGCAAGCGUUUGGUGAAGUAUGUAAAGGUGGGAUUGUGGAGGUUUAA